Molecule: messenger RNA, 913 nt
Organism: Drosophila willistoni
Lineage: Eukaryota; Metazoa; Arthropoda; Insecta; Diptera; Drosophilidae
Gene: Lfg
Product: protein lifeguard 1
Exons: 4
Coding region: 97-810 (237 amino acids)
Cellular component (GO): membrane
Source: RefSeq, a predicted model, not a curated record
UAUAGUAGUGGGUAACAUGGCUCUCUCUCAGCCAUUAAUUUAAACCCGAACGUAUAGCACACACAUAAAAACGGAACGGAAGCAGAACCCGCAAUAAUGGAUAAUCAUUUUCAAUAUGAUGCGGAAGCCGACAAGGCAUUUGCCUUUGAUGAUCAGAGCAUCAGGAAAGGAUUCAUACGUAAAGUCUAUAUGAUAUUGAUGGUUCAAUUGUCAAUUACUUUUGCAUUUGUCAGUAUAUUUACCUUCUCGACAUCGACCCAGGAAUGGUGCCAGAAAAAUCCCUGGUUAUUCUGGAUUGCCUUGUGUGUUCUCAUUGUGACCAUGAUAUGUAUGGCCUGUUGUGAGAGUGUUCGCCGCAAGACGCCACUUAACUUUAUAUUCCUGUUCCUUUUCACAUUGGCGGAAUCGUUUCUAUUGGGCAUCAUUGCUGGACAGUAUAAGGCCGAUGAGGUACUUAUGGCCGUCGGCAUCACCGCUGCCGUCAGUUUGGGUCUUACCCUGUUUGCCCUGCAAACAAAGUUCGAUUUUACCAUGUGCGGUGGUGUCCUAGUCUGCUGUUUGGUGGUCUUCAUAAUCUUUGGCAUCGUUGCCAUCUUUGUGUCGGGCAAGAUUUUCGCUAUGGUCUAUGCAUCAUUGGGAGCUUUACUCUUCUCCGUGUAUCUGGUCUAUGAUACACAAUUGAUGUUGGGCGGCAAGCAUAAGUAUUCCAUCAGUCCGGAGGAAUAUAUUUUCGCUGCUCUCAAUUUGUACUUGGAUAUCAUUAAUAUCUUCAUGUACUUGCUGGCUAUCAUUGGACUGGCUCGCAGUUAGAUAGAACAAAAUCCGAUCUAGAAGUAAUUUAGUAAUUUUUUUAUAUGUAUGUAAAUGAGGAAAAAAAUAUAUAGAGAGAAUCGACAAUGCCGACAACUAUAAA